Messenger RNA from Folsomia candida, 619 nucleotides. RefSeq lists its product as uncharacterized. Bases 111 to 422 code for a protein of 103 amino acids. Lineage: Eukaryota; Metazoa; Arthropoda; Collembola; Entomobryomorpha; Isotomidae. The record is from RefSeq and is a predicted model, not a curated record. The transcript has 2 exons.
AGAAUUGAUUUGUAAAUUCUGAAAUCAUUCACACUUCAAACUCAUACUAGACAAGGUUCAAAAAGUAUCUGCCUGCAUAAACCGUAAAAACAUUCAAUCUUAUUUGCAAAAUGGGAUACAAAGCCGUUUCAUUCUUUUUGUUGGGCGCUAUCAUUGCCUUGAACUUCUCCGCCUGCCUGGCCUCCGACUUUUCUGUCGCAACCCCGGACGACAAUUCUGUUGGGAUCGAACGAGUUAGGGGCACUCCGGAUGAGGACGGAACAAUUGUUUCGUUACAGAAGAAUCAAAUUGCCCCGAAAUGUACCUACUGUGGGGGAUAUAGCCACGCGGGAUGCAGCAACUUUUGCUUCUGGGAGGGGUACAGAUGCUACAGUUGUAUAUCUCAUCCCUGUUACUGUGUCUGCACGCAGGCUGGAUGCUAGUCUUAUUUUCAUAUCAUAAGUACUACAUAUACUAAAUAUUACACUAUUAUUACACCUGCACUAAAUAUUACAAAAAUAUGAAAAACCGUUCCAAUGUUUUCGUUCCGGCAUAGUAUUAACUAAAUCUUUACCUAAACGUAUAAAAUUUAUAGCGAUUUUGAUCACGUAAUAACAAACGAAUUAUUUAACUACAGUAA